GGCACGUUUUUCAACUUUACACAGUGGGGGUUACAGUAGUUUCACGUCGCCAUGGCAAGCCGAAAAACUUCGCACCCAACCCGGGACAAUGGGGACAAAUACUCAGUACUAUUACCUACCUACAACGAAAGGGAAAACCUACCUUUGAUAGUGUGGCUUUUGGUGAAAUAUUUCGGCGAAAGUGGAUAUAACUACGAGAUCAUUGUCAUUGACGACGGAAGCCCAGAUGGGACACUGGAGGUGGCAGAGCAGUUGCAGAAAAUUUACGGAGAGGAUAAAAUACUUCUACGACCAAGAGCCACCAAAUUAGGCCUAGGCACCGCCUACAUCCACGGCGUGAAACAUGCUACUGGGAACUUCAUCAUCAUAAUGGAUGCAGAUCUUUCCCAUCAUCCCAAAUUUAUUCCUGAAUUUAUUGAAAAGCAGAAGGAAGGCAAUUACGACCUGGUGUCCGGUACUCGAUACCAAGGGAACGGAGGCGUAUACGGCUGGGACCUGCGCAGGAAACUCAUCAGCCGGGGAGCCAACUUUUUGACUCAAGUGUUGCUGAGACCCGGUGCUUCAGACCUCACGGGGAGCUUCAGGCUGUACAAGAAGAAGGUGUUGGAGAGUCUGGUUGAGCGGUGCGUGUCCAAAGGGUACGUCUUUCAGAUGGAGAUGAUCAUCCGCGCCAGACAGCUCAACUACACAAUCGGAGAAGUACCCAUCUCCUUUGUGGAUCGAGUGUAUGGAGAGUCCAAACUUGGAGGGAACGAGAUUGUGUCAUUCGUGAAAGGACUGGUCACGCUCUUCGCCACAACAUGAUCAGUGAUGUCCUCAGUUUGGACAUCGCACGGUCAUAUAGUAUUCCUUUCGCUCUUUAAGUCGCUGUCUUUAAUACAGUAGCUGUAUCUGAAUUUUAACGGGGGAAAAAGCUCCACUUGCCUAUGGUCAGACAGUGACAUGAUGGCAAAUGACAAGGGAGACAUCUCUCUGCCCUGUUAGCAGUAAAUAUAAAAUAGUUCCCUGUCAGUAGCCGUCCGGAAUACUGAAGGAACAUAGUGCUUUACAUUUCCAUCAUCCUCUUUAAUACAUUUUGAACAAAGCACAUAGUGUCUCAUCAUUCCCAAUCCAGACAGCUGACUGAACUCUGCAUUAACAUUGUCAGAUGUUUCUAUGUACACAUUUACCUGCUGUGAUUGUUUGUAUACAAUUAAACAGUUUGUAUUGUUG
Molecule: messenger RNA, 1212 nt
Organism: Siniperca chuatsi (mandarin fish)
Lineage: Eukaryota; Metazoa; Chordata; Actinopteri; Centrarchiformes; Sinipercidae
Gene: dpm1
Product: dolichyl-phosphate mannosyltransferase subunit 1, catalytic
Exons: 9
Coding region: 52-804 (250 amino acids)
Biological process (GO): GPI anchor biosynthetic process; protein O-linked glycosylation via mannose
Cellular component (GO): endoplasmic reticulum membrane
Molecular function (GO): dolichyl-phosphate beta-D-mannosyltransferase activity
Source: RefSeq, a predicted model, not a curated record